Molecule: messenger RNA, 567 nt
Organism: Mycotypha africana
Lineage: Eukaryota; Fungi; Mucoromycota; Mucoromycetes; Mucorales; Mycotyphaceae
Exons: 6
Coding region: 1-567 (188 amino acids)
Source: RefSeq, a predicted model, not a curated record
AUGCUAAAGAGUGUAAAACAGCUUAAUAAAGCUUCGCAAGUGCCAGCAUGGAUAAAAGCUUGGGCCUUGAUCAGCUCCAUCAUUGUCACUUGGGAUUUUGGCUAUUGUUUACUCAGACCUCAUAGCAUGGAAGGAGGCUCUUUAAACUUUCUUUGGAAACCUUAUAAUUUGUAUGCCAAGAUUGAUCAUUUUUACGGUUUACAUGCCUUUGAAUUACAAGAUGGCUUCACAGGUGCUCAAGCUGUCAUGAAUGUCAUCGAAACCGCACUAAAUCUUCUUUUCUUAAGGCUACUGAGCAGUGAAAAUGUGAGUGUUGGUCAAGCCAAUCUGGUUGGAUUCUCAGCUGCAUUGAUGACGCUUUCAAAGACUGUCCUCUACUGGCUGAUUGAACCUUUUUCGGGGUUUCAGCAUAUUGGUCACAACAGUUUAAAAGAUCUCGUGUUCUUAUGGAUUAUCCCUAAUGGUAUAUGGAUCGUUAUACCUUCUGCUAUAGUAUAUACACUAGGAAAAGACAUUAUACACCGCUUGAACGCUAAUGAGAAAACAGGAGAGCAAAAAAGCUCAUAA